Molecule: messenger RNA, 1819 nt
Organism: Oryza sativa Japonica Group (Japanese rice)
Lineage: Eukaryota; Viridiplantae; Streptophyta; Magnoliopsida; Poales; Poaceae
Source: RefSeq, a predicted model, not a curated record
AACACCCAGCGCAAGAAUGCAGCACAGCACACACUACAGCAGCAAGAGAAGCAUGGCCAGGACAGGAGGAGAGGACCAUUGCCAAUGAAAAAGAUGUGUAAAAACAAAAGAGAAAAAGAAAAAAAACUCAGGAUAAGGACCUGCCCCUUUGGAUGCAAGCACACACAAACCAACACUGACAUCAUGUUCAUUCACUGUGAGGAGAGGAGAUGGCUUCUUUAAGAUCGCCACCCUCCCAACCUCCCCAUUGUGCUACUAUAUGCUUAUUAGUAUCAUCAGUUCAUCACCAACCUCUCUCUCGUCUUCUUCUCCCUCUUCUUCUUCUUCUUCUUCAUCUUCUACCUUUGAUAGUUUGAUUGAGGUGUUGUUCCUUUGAGUGCAGCAAGAAGCUGAUGAUUUUGAUGAUAGCUUAAGGAUCUUGCCAAACUCUUGUGUUGGGAGUAGUUGCUUGCAGAUCGAGCUGCAAAGGUCCCAUUUUGCUUCUCCAUCUGAGCUUGGUUAGGUUGCGUCUGAGUACACUUCUGAGGCUUCUUUGGUCGUUUUGGCCUCGAGCUCCGUUCUUAAACUCUGCCUCGAUCGAUCGAUCUCAUCUCAUCUGCGCUGUUCUUGUUGCUGUUGCUGUUCAAUUUUGAGAAGAAGGUGCCGAUCGAGUUGAGCCGAUCGGGUUCAGUGAAAUUCACUUGCGUUUUUGAGAGAAUUGUUUGAGUUGGUUUCGGUUCUUGAGAUGUUCCUGAGAUCGAAGGUCCAGGAGAUGAUCCUGAGGAGGAGGUCCAGAUCGAUGAACAGCGGCGGCGGCGGCGUGCAGCAGAGCCACCUCUCCGGCCAGCACGCGAGCUCGACGACGGUUUCGUGCGACGGCGGCGGCGGCGGCGCCGGCGGCAAGAGCGCCACCGCGGCGUGUGCGUUGUUGGGGUCUCCGAGGCUGCUGCACUGUGCCUCGCUGCCUUCCGGCAGCCACGCCAAGAACGGCGGCGGCGGCGGCGGCGGCGGCGGUUCGGAGCCCGAGACGCCGUACUCGAUGAGCCCGACGUCCGUGAUCGACGCGGCGGCGGCCUUCGCGCCCAGCCCGGACGCCGGCGGAAGCAAGCGCCGGCCGUGGUGCGACUGGGGCGCCGGCACGCACGGCCUCGCCGACGCGCUCGACUGCACCGGCGACGACGACGACGGCCACAGACAGAGCGUCCUCGCCGCCGCGUCGCGGGCGGUCAAGCUGCAGGCGCAACCGCAGCAGCAGCAUCCCCUGCUCAGGUCGUGCUCCCUCGAUCGCCGCGUCGAGUUCGGCGUCAAGAACAAGAGCUCGUGGCUGCCGCUUCGCGUCGCCGGCGGCGAGGCGGCGGCGGCGGCGGCGGAGUCACCGGCGGAGAUGCAGAUGGAGCCGUCAUCGGAGGACUACACCUGCGUCAUCUCCCGCGGGCCGAACCCGAGGACGGUGCACAUCUACGGCGACCGCGUCGUGGAGGGCGGCGGCGGCGCCACCACCGCCGUAGCGCUCGCCGGCGAGAGCUCGCCGCGGCCGAUCAAUUUGCCGGCGCCGGCGCGUGAAGCGAGAGGCUUCUUGAGCUUGUGAUGCAGUGAUAGAUGGUAGCUUGAUUAAUGAUGCUUAGGUAAAGUUUGGUGUGAGGACAAUUAAAUUAAAUCUGAGUCUUAAUGCUGUCAUUAUUAUUAUUAGUAUUUUUAUUGUAUUGGUUGUUUGUUCGAUCUUGAUGAUCAGAUGGUCAAGUAGUAGUAGAUGCUUUCUUGAUCGGAUCCUCAAAUUUUAAAUAGAUGCUUUCUUGGUCAGAUGAUCAAUCGAUUCAAACAGAUGGGUUUGUUCAGUAUA